Molecule: messenger RNA, 2162 nt
Organism: Cyprinus carpio (common carp)
Lineage: Eukaryota; Metazoa; Chordata; Actinopteri; Cypriniformes; Cyprinidae
Product: cis-aconitate decarboxylase-like
Exons: 4
Coding region: 424-1878 (484 amino acids)
Molecular function (GO): lyase activity
Source: RefSeq, a predicted model, not a curated record
UUUUAUGCUUAAUUUUUAUUGCUAAUUUUUAUUUUUUGGAAAUAUAUUGUAACAUUAAAACAUACAGUAUGACUGAAAAUUUGUCAUGUUCUUGUGCGAAGUUUAAACUGUGAUUUAAUGCCAUUAGGUAGUUGCAAAUUGUGAAACAAUGCACUUCACGCUAUUGUGGUUAAGUAACCUUGGAAAGUUAGUGGUUGGUGAGCCAGUUACAGGAACAUUAGUAUAUAAGGCUAACAUUGCCACACCGAAGUCACAGUAGGAUUCAGACCUCACACAAUGAUCAGAAAGGUACUGACUUCUAUUAAUUUAUUUCUUGUAGUAUUUCUUUGCGUGAUAAAACAAUGUUAGUUAUUUUUUACACAUAUAUUUCUUCUUUUGCCACAUUUAAAAUUCAAAUGCAUCCAAAGUGUAUUUGUGCUGUUGAUGUACUAUGCAAUAUUAUUAUUAUAUUCUCAGGGAGUUACUGAGAGUUUUGGGGCAGCAGUCUCCUGUCUGAGCACAUCUCAUCUGACCGAUGAAGUGAUUAGGAGGAGCAAGCGAAUGAUACUGGACACGCUGGGAGUGGGAUUGCUUGGAACCAGCACCCCGGUCUUUAACACAGUACUUCAGUGCAGCCAAAGGCAGCAAGCAUUGGAAAACAGCAAGGUCUGGGGAAGACCAGGAUUAUCUCUUCCACCUCAGUAUGCUGCCUUUGUUAAUGGAGUUGCGGUGCACUCUAUGGACUUUGAUGACACCUGGCACCCAGCCACUCACCCCUCUGGUGCUGUGUUGCCAGCUGUCCUGGCACUGGCUGAAACUUUGCCUGUUAAACCCUCUGGCCUGGAGCUGUUGCUGGCUUUCAAUGUAGGCAUAGAGGUUCAGGGGAGACUCCUGAGGUUUUCUAAAGAGGCACACAACAUUCCCAAAAGAUUUCACCCACCUGCAGUUGUUGGGGUUAUGGGCAGUGCUGCAGCUACGGCUAAACUUUUGGGUCUCCCAGCAGCCCAGAGCAUAGCAGCUCUAGCGAUAGCCUGCUCAUCUGCUGGAGCGCCCAUGGCAAAUGCUGCGACUCAAACCAAACCUCUCCACAUGGGCAAUGCUGCCCGAGGGGGUCUGGAGGCCUCCCAACUCGCUCUCCUCAGCCUUGAGGGUAACACACAGAUUCUGGAUCUGGAAUCAGGCUUCGGGGCCUUCUAUCCAGAUUAUGUCCCUCACCCACUGGCUGAGGUCACCCAUACUUCUCAUUACAGAUGGGUGUUAGAAGACCAGAACAUUGCACAGAAGCGCUUUCCCGCCCAUCUCGGGAUGCACUGGGUGGCAGAUGCAGCAAAAGAAGUGAGGGCGAAAUUUCUGGCUAAAUUCCCAAAUGCAGAUCUCAAUCAAAUCAAGAAGAUCACUCUCAGAGUGCCCACAUCCAGAUAUGUAGACUGUCCUCUUCCAGUUAGUGAGCACCAGGCCAGACACUCUUUCCAGUUCAACUGCUGUACCGCAUUGCUGGAUGGAGAGGUCACUGUCGAGUCCUUUAGCAAAAGCCAGAUGAAAAGGAGCGCCCUAAAGGAGAUGCUUCUGAAAGUACAGUUGGAAAAUCCACAAGACAAUCAUUCGAGCUUUGAAAAGAUGUAUUGCGAAAUUGCAGUGGAGACAACACAGGGGGAAAUGUUUACUGCACGCUGCAACACUUUUUAUGGUCACUGGAGGAAACCUCUUAGUCAUGAGGAUCUGGUGAGGAAGUUCAGGGCUAAUGCUUCGACUGUGCUGAGCGCUGAUGUCAUGGAGGGUAUUAUUUACACUGUAGACCAUCUGGACACAAACCAAGACUGUUCAAUGCUUUGGUCAUACAUGCACUUUAAUAAGCACAUGAUGCAUAGAGAUGAGCGCCGCUCCUCAGCUUUGGCCUGAAUUAUUGUGUAUUGUGGCAUCAUUUAGGCUAAUAGAAAGUAUGUUGGUGAACCAUGUGUAAUAUUGAAACCUGUCAUGACUUUGUUCCUCAUAUUCUCAUUUUAGUGGAUAUGUACCACAUAGAGUUGUAAGGAUAAAAGAACCUCAGAUAUUUUGAUCUCCCGAGAAACAGACAAUACAAACAUACACAGGCAUCUUCGAGACACCCCGCAGAGUGGAGGUGCAGGAGACCUCCUUCCCUUCUGUCCAUUUGUUUCAUUUUAAAUCCCUUCACCCAUCCUUCC